GGGGCUGGAGGGCGGUGGCGUGGCGAAAACCCUGCACAGAGACAGAGGGACUGCUGUGCGCAGGGAGGCUGCGGCAGGGCUGAGAGCAGGGAUGCCGCGAUGCAGCUGGGGAGCACCCAGAAAGUUGCCUGCCCGGUGCACCGCAGCUGGCACGCAGGUUGUGAGGUCCCGGUGUGUGUGUGUGAGCCCCUGCUGCCGGUGGUGGUGUUUGGGAAGGGCCAUGGCAGUUUGCAGCGUGACCUGGUGUGGGGCGGCGGGGCAGGGGGCUGCUGUCACCGUCCUCGUGGUUUUGAUGAGCAGUGCCCAGCAGAGGAGCAGGGGCUGCGUUGCCAGAAUCCCGACUGUACCGACAAGAGGAGGGCAGCCAAGGUAGGUCAUGGGGUGCCGGCAGUGCUGGCAGCUCGGGCUGUGCCAUCAGGAAGGCAGCAGGCAUGCUGUCUUGGUGCAGAUCUGGGCAGGUGGAGGCUCCCAUGGGCUCGCCCUGGCUCCCAGUGCCUCUGGUGCUGGAGGAACCGGUUGGUGCAGCUGGCUGGCAGGCAGCCAUGGGGCAGAAAGCCCUGUGCCGGUAGGAUGCGGCUAGGUAGCAGGGAAAGGCUGCAGCCACUUCCCACAUGGUGGGAGCUGCGUGUGGCACGCAUCCCUCGGCAGCAUCGCGGUCCUGCUGCCCGUGUGUGCCUGCAGGCUCGUGCGUGGCUGGGAUUUAACUGCGUGGCAGCAGCUUCCCUGUUUCCCCACCUGCCGUAAUUCAGGCUAAUCUCAUUGAGCCCGUCUGUCCUGUUCCCGGUGGGAGCAUCGCUCGGCAAGCCAGCACAGGCAGCACGGCUGUGCCCAGGAGGGAGGGAACCUCUGCUGCAGCUCUGCUGCGCACCGGGGCUUGGCAGCAGAGCUACACAGGGCCCCUCCAGGAGCAGCUGCGUUCAUACCCACGUCCAUUGAGGCAUGUGGAGGGACGGGAGCGCCGUGAUCAGGCUGGGAAGUGCAGGGCUCUGGAAUUAAGCAGAGCCCGCGGCUGGAAGCGCCCCAUGCCACCUCUCCUAAUCUUGUUGAUCGCUAAUGUAAAGCCGGAGUGGAUUUAGGGCCCCUUAUCUCUGGCUGCUCGACCUGCUGGCUCGCUCCUGGCUGUCCUCGCUGCCGGUGCCGUGCU
Molecule: messenger RNA, 1144 nt
Organism: Lagopus leucura (white-tailed ptarmigan)
Lineage: Eukaryota; Metazoa; Chordata; Aves; Galliformes; Phasianidae
Exons: 2
Coding region: 100-744 (214 amino acids)
Source: RefSeq, a predicted model, not a curated record